This is a messenger RNA of Acanthopagrus latus (yellowfin seabream), 5317 nucleotides long. RefSeq names its product cGMP-dependent protein kinase 2. The record is from RefSeq and is a predicted model, not a curated record. Gene Ontology annotation, biological process: protein phosphorylation. The transcript has 20 exons. Lineage: Eukaryota; Metazoa; Chordata; Actinopteri; Spariformes; Sparidae. Bases 230 to 2539 code for a protein of 769 amino acids. Gene Ontology annotation, molecular function: ATP binding; cGMP-dependent protein kinase activity.
CUUCUUGGUGACACAAGAGGAAAUGUUAAAAGCCCUCCCAGCAUAGAAGUGUCAUUUUGUUUUGGAUGGCAACCACAACAGAUGCAGCAUAAUUCAGAGCCUGAGGAGUAUGGCUUUCAACCCCUUCCUCAGCCACUCUAACACUUUAGCAUUUAAGAAGCCUCAGGUCCUUUGAAAGAGCUUCCUCUCAAACUGUUACUGCAGGGAGUUUGACCUGAGGGCUAUUCCUAUGGUGGCCAGCCAAUGCCUGGCCAUGGGCAAUGGUUCGAUAAAAGCCCCACGAGCUGAGGAGAAUAGCUGCCUGGCCUCCAUCCACACAGAUCCUCCUGGUCUGGACACAGAAGUCCUCAGAUUGCGAAUCAGCCACCUAGAGGCAGAGCUGGCACAUCGUGACCAAGAUAUUCGAGCCCAGGAGCUUCAGUUACAGCAUCUCCAGAGUGAACUGGAGGGCAAGAUUUCCCAGAUUGAUAAGCUUCAAGAUGCUAUUGGCUACAACAACAGCCUGGGCUGCUCUCCAUCUGCCCUGUGCCACCACAGCCACCGCCGCUUCAGUGUCAUCAACCAGGGUCCCAGCCGCUUCCACAGGGUGGCUGUGGAGGUCCACCGCAGGCUAAAAGCAAAAGAGGGCGUCUCUGCUGAACCCACUUCAGAGAACUUCUGCGGAGGGCUCAGAGCAGCAAAUGUCUCCAUCACCAAGACUGUCAGCAAAGCCUCACACACCAAGCAGCUCAUCAACGAUGCCAUCAUGAACAAUGACUUUCUGAAGAAACUGGAGCCACAGCACAUGAGGGAAAUGGUGGACUGUAUGUAUGAGAAGGUUUACAGUGAGGGACAGCUGGUCAUUCAAGAAGGGCAGCCUGGAAACCAUCUCUACGUACUGGCAGAGGGCUUGUUAGAGGUGAUCCAGCAUGGGAAGCUGCUGGGAGAGAUGUGUCCUGGCACAGCAUUUGGAGAACUGGCCAUACUGUACAACUGUAAGAGAACAGCCACUGUUAAAGCUGUGUCCCAGUCUCACAUCUGGGCACUGGACCGCCAGACCUUUCAGACUAUUAUGAUGCAGACCACACAGGCCAGACAUGAGGAGUACUUCAGCUUUCUGUGCAGUGUGUCUCUGCUGCGAGGACUGCCUGAGGAAAAACUAGCCAAAAUUGUGGAUUGUCUUGAAGUGGACCAUUUUGAGAAAGGGGAGCAUAUCAUUCGAGAGGGUGAAGAAGGGAACACUUUCUUUAUCAUUGCAAAAGGAGAGGUCAUAGUCACUCAGAGUACAGAGGGGUUUGCUGAACCACAGAAAAUCAAGACAUUGGGAGUUGGAGACUACUUCGGGGAGAAAGCUCUGAUCAGUGAGGAUGUCCGCUCAGCCAACAUCAUCUGCAAUGAGAAUGACACAAACUGCUUGGUGGUGGACAGAGAUAAUUUCAACCAAAUGGUGGGAACUUAUGAGGAGCUUCAGGCUUACCUUAAGGAAUAUGUAGAAGAGCUUUCCAGGAGUGAUGAGAGGAGAAAUGCCCUGCCCUACUCACCUCAGAUUGACACUGCCGAGGCCCAGGAGCUGAAGAGGCUGAAGGAGAGGAUUGUUCUCGUGCCUCAACACCAGCCUUUCCAGGAGCUUGAGCUCAUAGCUACACUUGGCAUGGGGGGAUUUGGACGAGUGGAACUGGUAAAGUUAAAAGAUGAGGACAUCACGUUUGCUCUGAAGUGCAUUAAGAAGAAGCACAUUGUGGAAACCAGACAGCAGGAGCACAUCUACUCUGAAAAACACAUCCUUCAGCAGACAAACUCAGCAUUUAUCAUCAGAUUAUUCCGAACAUUUCGGGAUAACAAGUUUGUCUACAUGUUGCUAGAGGCGUGUCUUGGUGGAGAGCUGUGGACUGUCCUGCGAGACAUGAGUUAUUUUGAUGAGCCAACAGCCAGAUUUUGCACUGGUUGUGUCUGUGAGGCCUUUGAUUACCUCCACUCUAUGGGCAUUGUCUUCAGAGACCUGAAACCUGAAAACCUCCUGCUGGAUGCUGAGGGUUAUGUCAAAAUGGCAGACUUUGGUUUUGCUAAAAAGAUCAGCCCUGGAAAGAAGACUUGGACAUUCUGUGGGACUCCAGAGUAUGUGGCCCCAGAGGUCAUCAUGAACAAAGGCCAUGACUUUGGAGCUGAUUGCUGGUCUUUGGGAAUCCUUAUAUUUGAACUACUCACUGGCAACCCACCCUUUGCGGGUUCAGAUCCCAUAAAGGUUUACACGAUGGUCCUCCAUGGCAUUGAGAAGGUGGACUUCCCAAAGAAAAUAGGCAAGCGUCCAGAUGACCUCAUCAGGAGACUCUGCAAGCUUAACCCAGUAGAGAGGCUGGGAAACAAAAAGAACGGCAUCACUGACAUCAAGAAACACAAGUGGUUCCGGGGCUUCAACUGGGUGGGUUUGAGGCAUCGCAAGCUGCAGUCUCCACUGAGGAGAGAGCUGAAGGGGCCGAUGGAUCACAGUCACUUUGACUUCUUUCCUCCUGACACUGAGGAGCCUCCUGAUGAGCUGUCUGGCUGGGAUAAAGAUUUCUGAGGACUGUGAUUAUAUUGAAUCCAAGCACCAUCAGUGGACCUGGAUCUGAAGCUGCUGUGGGUUAGCAUGCUAACUCCUAAAACGUGCCUCUGGUUUUUCAUUCUCACAGCGGCUUACCAUCCAGAUGGAGCACAUCACUGUUAUAUGACUGAGACUAACAGGUAAUAUGCUGUGAGUACAGUAAUGUUCAUCCUUUUUUUUUGCUACACUUUACUACACAUUGUCAUCAUUUUUUACUGUUGUCUUGUUUCCUCCUUAUUGUUUAAUCACACUAAUAAUAACUGAAAAACCUUUGGUUUCAAAUCUCUGACUCCACCCUCAAUGAGGGUGUUGAAAGAACCUGGAACCUGCAUUUAUAUCAUGUUCUAAGCAAUACCUGCAUUUAGGAUUUAUGUGAGGACAAAGUACUGUUUCAGUGUAUUUUCUUUUGCCUCAGCAGACGUUUUGGUGUCUAAUAUUGUUCAUCUCAAGUUUUUUCAUUGCAGUAACUUGCUAUUCAGAGAAUACAAAUAUUGUCCAUUUCUGUUCCAUAGGCAGAUGCAUUUUAAUGUGGUCAUCUCCCCCACCCAUUCUGAAGCUUUAUUUAAUCCAAAGACAUUGCCGAUCAGUUUGGUUAAUCAAAUACGGUUAAGUCCAGAAAUAUUUGGACAGUGACACAAUUAUCAAACUGAAGUGCAGACUUUCAGCAUUAAUUUGAGGGUAUUUACAUCAAAAUUGGAGGAAGGGUUUAAGAAUGCAAAAAUGUUCAUACAUGGUUCCAUCAUUUCAAGGGACCUAAAGUAAUUGGACAAUUGAAUCAAAAGUUGUUUCAGGAGUUGGUGAGAGCUCUUCCCUCAUCAUUUCAUCAUCAAAUAAGCAGAUAGAAGGUCUGGAGUUAAUUUCGGGUGUGGCAAUUUCGUUUAGAAGCUGUUGCUGCAAAUUUACAACAUGCAGUUAAAGGUGCUCUUAAUGCAAGUGAAACACGCCAUCCUUAGGCUGAGAAACAAGACAAAAUCCAUCAGAGAGAUAGCAGAAACAUUAGGAGUGGCAAAAUCAACAGUUUGGUACAUUAUGAGAAAAAAAGAAUGCACUGGUGUGCUGGGCAAUACAAAAAUGCCCAGACAUCCACUGAAGACCACAGCAGUUGAUUGCUGGAUCUUUUCCAUGGUAAAAAAGAACCCCUUCACAAUGUCAAUUGUUGUCUUUGGUCAGCCUGUUGUAAUGCUAGUUUAGUGUAGACCUUUUAUGUAAUCCACUGUCCUCCAGAGAACAAAAAAUAUCCAACAUGUUAUUAAAUAUUACAGUCCAUUUUUAAAACUCAAUACUUAUGUAUGAAGGAAGAUGGUAAAUCCUGCUUCAGUUCAAAGAUGGCCUCUGGCUAAUAAGAGUAUGGAUAAGAGAAAUAUAAAAUGCUAAUGAUUAACCUGAGUAUAUUUAAUAUAAUGUUCUACUCACUGAACUAUGUAGCAGUGAACUUCAGUUAUAUGGUCUGCUGCUAUUUAUUAUUAUCAUUAUUUUAUUUAUUUAUUUUUUGUUUUUUAUUUUUUUUUUACUUCAGGUAGCUUGCUGUUUCUUGUUGCAUCCCUGAGCUGUGACAACUGAUACAAUUUUGCAACUGAUAUAACAUCUUGCCUUUUGCCUGCCUACCAUUAUACAUGCUGCACUGGGUGUAAUGACCCAGUAUAUUUUUUCGUCCCAGAGCAAAGAAAAAUGUUCAGUCUGUUCAAAGUUGAAAUUCUGCAACAGAGGACUCUGAGUGUCUGUUGGGCUGUUGGGAUAUUUGUCAUUCCCUCAGUAAAGAGGGUAGUAUGGUGGGGAAGUAACAAUUAAUAAUAAGCAUUGACACAUUCCUUAGACGAGGUUUUAGGUCAGUCUUAUCACCACAAACUUAAAAGGUAAAAUUUACAGUUUAUCAUUACUUUAAAAGUCUAUCAGAUACCCAAUGUGGAAAGCAAAUAAGUAAAUGUACUCAACACAUAGUUCUACCCCCUUAGGUAUACGCUAUUUCAAGCAUAAUGCAUCAUCAACAUCCAUUUAUCCAUAUUCUUUUUAUUGAAAUCAUCUCUGAUAUGUAUUUUCUGAGUUUCCCUGAUAUAGCAGCUCAAUUCUAAUUCUUCAGGCUAAAAGGUGCUCCCUCCUUUAAAAAGCUAUAACAUGUUUUAGUGUAUUGGUUGAUUUAGUCAUUUUGGCUGUGUCUUUGUACGUCUUGUAACUGUUUUAUUAUCUAAAAGUUUCAAUAAAAUUGUUAUUGAAAAAAAAAGCUAUAACGUGUAUUUGUAUUAGGCUAAAAACAGGCUGCUUUAUGAACUCAUGCAAAGCAACUAUGUCUUAAAAGCAUCUGACACUGCCUUACUCUUGUUCAAUGUGGGCAUAACUUUUGCUAAUAAUACUUUUAUACUUUUUUUACACUUAUUUUAGUAAUGCUUAAAUUGCAAAGCUUUUUUAGCAGUUUUAAAAUCUGUUUUUUAAACAUGUUUCACCACAGCAUAGAGGGUUGCAACAAAUUCAGACUACUAUGCAGCCUUUCAUCACACCUUUAACCUAAAUAUCUAAAAUGCUAUGAUGGAGCCUAAAAUGGCCCAAAAUAUGAUAAACAAGGAAACCAAAACGAAAUAAUAAAUCUAAUUAACAUUUUCAGUUAUUGUUAUGCCAUUUCCCAGGGUACAUUUCUGCUGUGUGGCCAGGCUUUGCACACGUGCAAUGUAUAGUCUGGUAUCUCUGGUCGCUAAUUAUUUCAAUAAUUAUUUUCAGAAAAAAAAAACAACAAAAAACAUAGUUUCCAUAAGUAGUCCAAGAUUC